AUGAAAUUCUACACUCCAGUAGAUAUACCCACACAGAUACUAUUGGUUCAACAAGUUUACAAGUUGAUCUCUUCUAGAACAGCACUGGAAUGUUCUUUCAUUACGCCUCCUUCAUUGUUAGAGGACUUGGACGAUAUCAUGGUGAUCUACAGACACUAUGCUACACUUUAUUUUGUAUUCGUAGUCGACGACCAAGAGUCGGAGUUAGGAAUCCUUGAUUUAAUCCAGGUAUUUGUCGAAUGCCUCGACAAGUGCUUCACUAACGUGUGUGAGUUGGAUUUGGUGUUUGGCUGGCAGGUAUUGCAGACAGUCUUGGAAGAAAUUAUUCAGGGAGGCAUGGUUAUUGAUACAAAUAUCAGCCGCAUUGUAGCGGCAGUCGAUGAGGCCAAUAGUCAGAAGAGUAGUACAACGUCUGCUAGCAGUAUAAGUGCCUCUUUCUUGCUGGCUGUCUCCAGGGAUAGAAGCUUCUGGGGAAGAUGA
This is a messenger RNA of Scheffersomyces stipitis CBS 6054, 480 nucleotides long. RefSeq names its product Aps3p (gene APS3). The record is from RefSeq and is a predicted model, not a curated record. The transcript has a single exon. Gene Ontology annotation, biological process: intracellular protein transport; vesicle-mediated transport. Gene Ontology annotation, cellular component: intracellular membrane-bounded organelle; membrane coat. NCBI's taxonomy places the organism in Eukaryota, Fungi, Ascomycota, Pichiomycetes, Serinales, Debaryomycetaceae. The coding region runs from base 1 to 480 and encodes 159 amino acids.